Zea mays is the source of this 2340-nucleotide messenger RNA. RefSeq names its product ABC transporter F family member 1. The record is from RefSeq and is a predicted model, not a curated record. Lineage: Eukaryota; Viridiplantae; Streptophyta; Magnoliopsida; Poales; Poaceae. Bases 152 to 1945 code for a protein of 597 amino acids. Gene Ontology annotation, molecular function: ATP binding; ATP hydrolysis activity. The transcript is spliced from 5 exons.
UAUCUUUUUUAGUACGUGGCCAGCCGACAGGCGCUUGUCGGAGUCGAGCACUUGAGUCCCCUUCUCUCCUUCCCUUCACCUCCCGAUUGCCGCCGCCACCACCAGGCACCAGGCCCACCACCGCGUCUCCCAACCCCAAGCACUCGACGCCAUGGUGUCGGAUGCCAGCAAGAAGAAGGCCGCCCAGAAGAAGGCCGCCGCGGCUGCCAAGAGGGGAGGCAAGGCCGCGGCGGCGUCCUCCUCGUCGUCGUCUGCGGCCGCGGCCGCGGCCGUCGACAAGGCGGCGAACGGCGUCGCGGCGCUCAAGCUAUCGGACCGGACCUGCACCGGCGUCCUCGCGUCUCACCCGCUCUCCCGCGAUAUCCACAUAGAGUCUCUCUCUUUAACAUUCCAUGGGCAUGACCUUAUUGUGGAUUCUGAGUUGGAGCUGAACUACGGGAGGCGAUACGGUUUGCUUGGGUUGAACGGCUGUGGGAAAUCUACUCUUCUCACAGCAAUAGGCUGCAGAGAACUUCCUAUCCCUGAACACAUGGACAUAUACCAUCUAAGCCAUGAGAUUGAAGCUUCUGACAUGUCCGCACUGCAAGCUGUUGUUACUUGUGACGAAGAAAGAGUGAAAUUGGAAAAGGAAGCUGAAAUUUUGGCUGCACAGGAUGAUGGUGGUGGUGAAGCUUUGGAACGUGUUUAUGAGCGUCUAGAUGCAAUGGAUGCUGGAACUGCAGAAAAGCGGGCUGCUGAAUUAUUAUUCGGUCUGGGCUUUAACAAACAAAUGCAGACAAAGAAAACUAAAGAUUUCUCUGGAGGUUGGCGUAUGAGGAUUGCUUUGGCAAGAGCACUUUUUAUGAAUCCAACGAUCCUUUUGCUUGAUGAGCCCACAAACCAUCUAGAUCUUGAGGCUUGUGUCUGGUUGGAAGAGACACUGAAGAAAUUUGACCGCAUACUUGUUGUCAUAUCACACUCUCAAGAUUUUCUAAAUGGAGUGUGCACUAACAUUAUCCAUAUGCAAAGCAAGAAGCUCAAGUUAUACACUGGUAACUACGAUCAGUAUGUUCAAACUCGCUCUGAGCUUGAAGAGAAUCAAAUGAAGCAGUACAAAUGGGAGCAGGAACAGAUUGCUUCAAUGAAGGAGUACAUUGCUCGCUUCGGUCAUGGUUCUGCAAAGCUUGCUCGUCAGGCUCAGAGCAAAGAGAAAACUCUUGCAAAGAUGGAGCGAGGUGGUCUCACAGAGAAGGUUGUUAGGGACAGAGUUCUAGUGUUCCGGUUUACAGAUGUUGGCAAGCUUCCUCCGCCCGUGCUUCAAUUUGUUGAAGUCAAGUUUGGGUAUACACCAGAUAAUCUCAUAUACAAGAGCCUUGACUUUGGUGUUGAUCUUGACUCUAGAAUCGCAUUGGUUGGUCCCAACGGGGCAGGGAAGAGCACUCUUCUGAAGCUUAUGACUGGUGACCUUGUUCCAUUAGAUGGCAUGGUUCGGCGCCACAAUCACCUGCGCAUUGCGCAGUACCAUCAGCAUCUGGCGGAGAAGCUGGACCUGGACAUGUCAGCCCUGGCUUACAUGAUGAAGGAAUACCCUGGGACUGAAGAAGAAAAGAUGCGUGCCGCUGUUGGCAGGUUCGGCCUGUCAGGAAAGGCGCAGGUGAUGCCGAUGAAGAAUCUUUCUGAUGGGCAAAGGAGCCGCGUCAUCUUUGCAUGGCUGGCAUAUAGGCAGCCGCAACUGCUACUGCUUGAUGAGCCGACAAACCAUCUGGAUAUCGAGACCAUUGACUCACUGGCAGAGGCGCUGAAUGAGUGGGAUGGUGGUUUGGUCUUGGUGAGCCACGAUUUCAGGCUGAUCAACCAGGUCGCUCAGGAGAUCUGGGUGUGUGAGAAUCAAGAGGUGACAAGGUGGGAAGGCGAUAUCAUGGAUUUCAAGGCACACUUGAAGAGCAAGGCUGGUUUAUCUGAUUAGAAUGCUUUUCUAGUAACCAUGAACUUUUUAACUCUGUAUGAUGAAGUCCCUGUUUUACAGUAGCGAACUAUCAAAUAUACUGUUAGGGAUAGUUUGGUAACUACAAAUCCGGAGGGGGUUGGAGGGGCUAGAAUCCCCUUCUUAUUCAAUUUUGAAUAAGUCUAUUCUCUCCAAUCCUCUCCGGUUUUCUGGCUCCCAAACUAACCCCUUCGGGAUUGAAGGGUAUUGAAGAGGAAAUUAGUUCAUUUCCACCUUAAUUCCCUCCCAAUCCCGAAGGGGAUUUGAGGUUCACAAAGUAGCGAAUGUGUCAGACUCCUACUUCCCUCGCAACCAUACUACCUUGUACUACCUGAAAUUUUUAUUUAUAUAUAUAUUUGAAAUGUUAUUAUGUGUUC